Molecule: messenger RNA, 930 nt
Organism: Cordyceps fumosorosea ARSEF 2679
Lineage: Eukaryota; Fungi; Ascomycota; Sordariomycetes; Hypocreales; Cordycipitaceae
Exons: 1
Coding region: 1-930 (309 amino acids)
Source: RefSeq, a predicted model, not a curated record
AUGGCAUAUUAUCAUUACACGUGGGACGGCACCAUGUACCAGCCGAACUGCCCUAGCUGGAUGCGUGAUCCGCCGGAGGCCUACGUCCCGGGCCUUCAUCCCCCGACAUCCGGGUACCCGCCGGGCACGAUGCCGCGCCGCGGGCCCGCAGUCGUCGAAAGGACGGCACAGGAAUACACGUACACGGAUUACCGGGGCUCACACACCACGCAGGAGACGCACACUUACUUAAAUGGAAGAGGAGUUGGCAGAACCUUUGGGACUUGUCACCAGCCGCCGCCGCGCGUGCGUUCCCAGAGCUCGCACCCCGCCCCCUCGCGACAUCCCGAGCGGGAGCGGCAGUCUUCCUCGUGCAGAGGACAAGAGUACAUAGCCACCGAGACGCAACAUGAACGACCGGACGACGGGUACCGGCGCCCGCGCGCCUCACACGAGGGGCCACCUCCGCGGCCGCAGCCACGUCCUCCUCCAAAUGCAUACGAGCGCCACCGGCCGUCGCGGGAGCAGGAGCACCGGGGGCGUCCGGAGGGCUCCUCGCGUUACAGGGAGGCGCCACGCGCCCGCUCCCAGUCCAGGGCGCACGGCGGCAGCGGGUCUCGUCGAAGCGAGGAACCGCCCGAGCAGUCGUCGCACCGGCAGCGGCGGUCUUCGCCGUCGGCCCGUGCGCCUCCCGGCCCCAACCGCGACCCCCGAAGAUCAGGGCGCCUCCCGGCCCCAACCGCGACCCCCGAAGAUCAGGGCACGGCGUCAGGCAUGUGCCGGCCGACGACGAAAGGGAUGACCGGCGCGGGCGCGGGUCUCGUGAUCGGCCGUCGCGCGGACGCGAGGAUCGGUACGAGUACUCGCCAGACCGGGGGGGGUGGAGGCCGCCGACGGCCGCUCGCCCGCCGAGUCCGCCUCCGCCCGCGCCCACCCCACCGCCUGCAGUGA